GAUCUAUUUCCAUUCGCUGUGCCAUUAAUAGAUCUUCGAAAGCUAGGGGAUCGAGCAAUUGUGACUCCACUAUAUCUAUAGCUUAAUUCCCAUUGAGAAAGGCGACCGAUCAUGAAAGUGACGAAGGAGAAUUUCAUAAGCGGACCGUCAUCAUCAUCAAGGCCAAUCCAUGUGUAUUUAAGUUUCAUCGGAGACAAUGAAACUUGCAGAUUCACAGAUAGCCUUUGGGUUGCUCUUGAAAGUAAUGAUUUGAAUACCUUUUGGGAUGACAAGAAGCUUGACCCAGGUGACUACUCCAUCGUUCUUCCACGCCACUUCCUCAGAGCAAUUCGAAAAUCCAACAUCGCCAUUGUUGUCUUCUCCAAAAGCUAUGCUUCUUCUAUAUGGUGCCUCGAGGAGCUCUCAGAGAUUGCUGAACGCAUUCAUGAGCCACGGUAUACUGUUUUCCCCAUUUUCUAUGAUGUCGAUUCAUCUGAGGUUCAAAAGCAGAGUAAUUCUUUUGAAAAGGCUUUUGCUGAACAUGAACAAAGGUUUACAACAAAUUUACGCACGGUAUGCAAUUGGAGGUUAGCAAUAAAACAAGUGGCCAACCUCCCUGGUUGGCAUGUACAACGAGAGCCAGAGCCACAAGUUAUUGAUGACAUCAUUAAGGAGCUCAAGAGAAAAAUGCGUGAAUUAGUCUAUGCUGAUGUAGAUCUAGUAGGGAUGUAAUCUCGAGUGAGUGAAGUUGUAGAGCUUCUAGAUUUGGGUUCAAAUGAUGAAGUUCGAGUUGUGGGCAUCUGUGGUAUGGGUGGAAUAGGGAAGUCAGCUCUGGCAAGAGUUCUCUACGAAAGGAUAUCUCACCAUUUUGAUGCAUCUUAUUUGGUACUCAAUGCACAUGAAUUUUGUGAGACCAUAGGGCUAAGACAUCUCUUCAACAGAACUCUCAUG
Messenger RNA from Neltuma alba, 930 nucleotides. RefSeq names its product TMV resistance protein N-like. Lineage: Eukaryota; Viridiplantae; Streptophyta; Magnoliopsida; Fabales; Fabaceae. The transcript has 2 exons. The coding region runs from base 112 to 711 and encodes 199 amino acids. The record is from RefSeq and is a predicted model, not a curated record. Gene Ontology annotation, biological process: signal transduction.